Messenger RNA from Solanum stenotomum, 634 nucleotides. RefSeq lists its product as uncharacterized. The transcript is spliced from 6 exons. The coding region runs from base 115 to 549 and encodes 144 amino acids. Gene Ontology annotation, cellular component: histone acetyltransferase complex. Lineage: Eukaryota; Viridiplantae; Streptophyta; Magnoliopsida; Solanales; Solanaceae. The record is from RefSeq and is a predicted model, not a curated record.
CAACGUCGAGAAAAGAAAACUCCUUUUUGUCCCAAGAUCGGAAGGGUACAGAAGCUGCCAGCGUUGCUAUCAGAAACCUAUAUAAACAGUUCUUCAUCUCGCGCAAAAAUUUCAAUGGAAGCCGAAGGGCAACGAACAUCCUCCAAUCCCUCCGCAGUGCUCGCUGCUCUCUUGUCAAAAAGAGCUAAACUUCACGAAGAUCUCCGAAACCUCGAAAAACAGGUUUAUGACAUGGAGACUAUUUACCUACAGGAUCCUAGCCAAUGUGGAAAUGUACUAAAAGGGUUUGAAGGAUUUUUAUCUUCCUCCAAGAGUACCAGCUUCUUGAAACGGUCCAGGAAGUUUCAACCUGAAGAUAGGCUCUUUUCUUUAUCGUCUGUCACCUCACCGGCAGCUGAGGAACAAGCUCUUGGUCGGGAUGGUGGAGGGAUAUCUGCCAAUGUUCAAGGUAGACAAAGGAAGGGCAGGGGAGGUCCAAGAGAUGCAAAGAGAAUGAGGCAUUCAAGUGAACCAGACUAUGACUAUGAAGAUGAUCCAGAUCUAAUGUAAUUUGGACUCUGGUGAAACGGUAGGUUGGUUGAUUUGGAAUGAUGACAUUGGUCAAUUUUGACAUGUACAAAUAUAUUUGGCGGCC